Thamnophis sirtalis is the source of this 1526-nucleotide messenger RNA. It is a transcript of the gene CCN5, whose product is annotated as cellular communication network factor 5. Gene Ontology annotation, molecular function: integrin binding; heparin binding. Lineage: Eukaryota; Metazoa; Chordata; Lepidosauria; Squamata; Natricidae. Gene Ontology annotation, biological process: cell adhesion; signal transduction; positive regulation of cell differentiation. The record is from RefSeq and is a predicted model, not a curated record. Gene Ontology annotation, cellular component: extracellular region; extracellular matrix.
AGCCUCCAAACAGCUUGAGGAGGGAUAUGCUGAAGUGUCAGAAUGAAACUCCAGUUUCUCUUGAUCUUCCUCUGUCUUCUUUCCAAGGCGAACUUCCAGCACUGUCAAACUCCAUGCUACUGUCCAUGGCUCCCUCCCCGUUGUCCACCUGGGUCUCGCUUGGUUGUGGAUGGAUGCGGCUGUUGCAGCAUAUGCGCUCGGAGGUUAGGGGAGUCAUGCAACCACCUUAUUGUUUGUGAUCAGAACCAGGGACUCAUCUGUGACUACAGCAAUGCUCCCACGCGAAGGGCGGGAAUCUGCAACUAUGAAGAAGAUGACCAAGACAGUUGUGAAGUAAAUGGAAAGAUCUAUCAAGAUGGAGAAGUAUUCCAGCCAAGUUGUAAGCUCCAAUGUCGCUGCUCAGGAGGAGGAUUUAUAUGUGUUCCCCUCUGCAGUGAGGAUGUUCGUCUCCCCACCCCAGAUUGCCCAUACCCAAGGCGUGUGGAAAUCCCAGGGAAGUGUUGUCAAGAAUGGAUUUGUGACAGAGAACCCAGACAGAUCUUGCAAGACAACAUGGCAGAAAGGUUAACUGGGAUGGCUUUCCCCAAUUUGUGUGAAGACUGGAGCACUGAGUGGUCUGCCUGCUCCACCACCUGUGGCAUUGGGAUUUCCACACGGGUGUCUAACAAGAAUCCCUACUGCAGGCUUGAAAGUCAAAAGCGCUUGUGCACCCUUGGACCCUGCCCAGCUCUCACGGGAAUAGGCAACAUGAGUGGAAGAGGAAGCCGCUUAUAAACCAGUCCACUCCAUUCAGAAGUUGACAUGCUGGCUUCAAUCCAGCAAUUGGAACAACAACAGAAGCCCACGCUGAUCUUGUUUCUGCGGUGAUGAGAGAACCUCUGAAGAAUGUAGAGACAAAGCGACUGUCCUCAACAGAGAGGAAGGACGUAGCAAACAAGUGUCCCCACAUAUGAGCUGACAAUCAUCAUCUUCUCAAUGCCAGGCCGAUGACACUAGACAGCUUUAAUGUUUGGUGGAAAAAUAUCCCAGACCAUGUGUUUUAAUGUUAUUCAGUAGUGGUGUCUUUAUGGCCAGCUUGAGACUACAAUUAUAAAUCCAUCCAAUUAAUGACAUGGCGCUUUGCAGUUACAGUAAUUCAAAGAAACAUGUGUUAUUCUUUCUUCAUUAUCCUUUCUCCAAAUAAUAGUUCUAGGAAUCUAGCAAGUGAGAUCAUCAUCCAUUGUUCAAUAUAGGUUAUUGUUUAUGUUCUUGUUAGAAAUAAAUAAAUCAUUACAAUGCUCAGUUGCCUGAAGCCAGAUUAACCAGUUUUAGGGAUCACAGCAAUAUAUAACAUUUGGAGGCAAAUGUUCAUGUCAUACAAAGAAACAAGUAGGCACUGCAUACUAUUAGUAUUCUCUCUCUGUGUGUAUAAAAGAGAAUAAUGUCUUCAUAACAACAUUGUUCAUGGAUGAAGUGUAACUUGACAAAUGGAGAUGAGUCUUUAAUAACUUAGCAGACUUGGAGUAAAGAUCAAAGCUUUCUUUGAA